Prorocentrum cordatum is the source of this 2721-nucleotide messenger RNA. Lineage: Eukaryota; Dinophyceae; Prorocentrales; Prorocentraceae. The record is from the annotation of a GenBank genome assembly.
GGGGGAAUAGCCUUUGAACGAGAAACCUCCUGCACACGCCAGCAGUGUUCGCGGACCCGGUAGUCGGUGUCCGUCGUCCACGCAGGCGGCCGAUGUGCUCCGUGGCCGUUUUAUUUCAAGCGAUUUCUGUUGAGCGCAUUUGUUUGUGACGCAGCUUCUCUGCAGGUGCCUUCGAAGCAGUUGUUGCUCCCCCCCUCAGCAAUGGCACUCUCCUCGGCGCCGGCCUGCAACUGUGGCGGAUUCCACUUGGCCUGCCGCAUGCGGGACAUGGAUCUGCCCGUUGAGAAUUUCCCCGCGAAGGUGAGCAGUGCCGUGGACAGCAGGAGCACAUCAUCCACUGCAGCUUCUUCCGACCACGAGUCCGACCACGAGUGCGACCAUGCUGUCAGGCACGCCGCGCCCAACGGGGUUCGCAGCGAGGCCGUCCUCGGCGGCGGCGUGUGCGCGUGCGGCGGCUUCCACCACGCCUGCCGGCUGCGCGACUCGGCGCCCCUCGAGCCGGCCCGGCCCCUCGCGGCACCAGAAGGCCUCCCCGUGGUGGCUCUGCCCUGGCUGGAGGCAGAGGGGCCGCUGAGCGAGGCCGUGGUGGGCGGCGCGGAGUGCAGGUGCGGGGGCUACCACCGCGCUUGCCGGCCAGUGGCCAGCGGGGGCCUUGCGCGCGCCACUCCCGCGCCUGGGCCGCUGGCGGCGGCGCCAGGCGGCAUCGACAGCGCCACCGUCGCUGGCCCGGCCGCCUGCGGGUGCGGCGGCUACCACCGCGCGUGCAGGCUGGGCGGCGACCGCACCCCCGCGGCGCGGGCGCCCGAGGGGCCUGCGCCCGCCGCGGCGGCGCCCGGCGGCGCCCGCUGCUCGCCGAGCGUCGCAGCGCUCGGCUCCGGGUCCUGCCGCUGCGGCGGCUACCACCGCGCCUGCCAGUCCCACGCGCUGGGCUCGCCCCGCCAGGUGCUGGAGCCGGCCUCUGCCGUCGCGGCGACGCUUGAGGGCGCGUGGAGCUCCGUCGUCGCUGGCCUCUCGCGCGCGUGGGCCGCCGCGGGCGGUGCCCUCGCCGACCGUGAGGCCGCGCCUGGGGCGUGCCAGUGUGGCGGCUACCACCGCGGGUGUCGCUGAGGCUCCGGGGCUCUGGCCGCGCCAGGCCUGUGGGUGCGGCGGCAAACAGCCAGGGGGGUGGAGGGAGCACAAGGGGCCCCCCCUCUCCCCUCGCUCUGGAGCUCGGUGGGGCUGUCGCCAUGGCUAUCUGAGCAGUGGUGCUGGAGCUCGAGUGCGUUUUUUUUUUUGCUCCUCGGCAGUCUUCUGUGAGAGGCUCAGCCUUGGGAAACCUUGGAGAGGCUAACCUUAGGCGUUCCAACCCUUUUGGAGAGGGUGGAGGGCUCUUCAAAAACAGUGCUCUGGAGCGCUUUUUUGUGUGAAAAUCUUCUAGCCCUUGGAGAGGGUGCAAGGAGUGACGUGGUCAGCCACGCGCUACCCCAGAGCACAUCUACUUGUACAGUUUGGACGGGUGGCGCCUGGCUCUUUUACAACGUUGCUCGGCAGGCAGGAACACAGUCUGGCCCUUGGAGAGAGCUAUUUGUCCUGCCUGAGGCCUCGCGCUGCCCCGGAACGCGUGUAAUCGCAUACUUUAGACGGGUGGGUGGGUGGCUGUUUCAACGGAGUUCACCAGGCUGGAGCUCGUCCUCGGCUGGCUCCCUGGUGUUCGGUCUUUGUCAUCGUGCGCCGUGUUGCUGAAUCACGGGCAGUAGCCGUGUUUGAAUGCGUCUUGGCUGUUCGAGCAGGUUGGGUGCGAGGGCACUCAUUCGUCAUUCGUUACAGCCAGAGCGGGGUACAGCAGCCUUGUUUCGAACGGGUGCUGUGGUGCAGGGCGAUUCGCUCUCUCAUAACGUUGUCCUCGGAAAUGCGUCAUGCCAUGUCGCACAUGUGAGGGGACCCCCGGCAGGCUGCCAGGGUGUCGGCAAAUUUGUAAUUACAGCUUGGACGGUUGGCGUUUUGCUCUUUCGACGUUGCUCGGCAGGUUUGAGCGCACCCUGACCCUCGGACAGGGCAUACGGGGCUACUUGGCCUGCCUGAGACCUUGCGCUGCCCCGGAACGCGUGUAAUCGCACACUUUGGACGGGGGGCCCGGCCUUUUCGACAGAGCUCACCAGUUUUGUGCAUGCCCUCGGCCCUGUUUCCUGGUGUCCCAUCUGUGUCAGAGCCUCGUGCUGUUCGCGCGCCAGAUUCAUCAUUGUUUACUCAUACAGCUGUUUUUGAAUGAGUCUUGGCUGUUCGAGCAGGUUGAAAGCGAGGGCUCCGGUUCGUCAUUCGUUUUGGCCAGAACGAAGUACAGCACCAGGUUUCCAACGGGGAUUGCGGUCAACAAGAAAAGAAUGUUCGGUGAUUCGUUCUCUCAGGAUUUUGCCCUCGUUAGUUCACUUGCGUGGUCGUGUCUUGCCCUGCCGCACAUGGGUUCCCUUUUUUGUGCUCUCACCUGUCCACACGAGAUGCAUCACAUGUUCCUGUUCUCGCGAACAACACUGCAACGGCGCGACGGGGGAACGUCUAGCCAUAUCGUGAGCCCUGGAAGAUGGGCCCAAACAGUGCCAUGUGGCCCACAUGCCUUCGCUGCCACGCGCGCGCGUGUUGAUCUCUUUCCAGGACCAUUGGUUUUCGAAGCAUUUCAAGAUAGAGCUCGCGAACUUGCGGCGAUUUUGGAGCCUCAUGUGCCUUUGUGGACGUUGUCGAAGCCCA